This is a messenger RNA of Aphis gossypii (cotton aphid), 1206 nucleotides long. Its product is annotated as zinc finger MYM-type protein 1-like. NCBI's taxonomy places the organism in Eukaryota, Metazoa, Arthropoda, Insecta, Hemiptera, Aphididae. The record is from RefSeq and is a predicted model, not a curated record. Bases 1 to 1206 code for a protein of 401 amino acids. The transcript is spliced from 2 exons.
AUGCAUGAACGUUCAGAAUUGCACAAAACAAAUAUUGUUAAAAGUUCUUUUAUUAAAACAAAUGCUAAUGUAUAUGCUCAAAUUUCGGGUAGUCAUAAAAAAUCUAUGGAAGAAUCAAGAUUUGCUUUUGAUAAAAUAUUAUCUUCAAUAGUGUUUUUGGCAAAACAAGGCGUAGCAAUAAGAGGGCAUACUGAUGAAUCUGCAAAUUUCAAUCAGUUAUUAAAACUUCGAUCAGAAGAUUCGACUGAAUUAAAAAACUGGUUAGGUAGAACUACUUAUAAAUGGAUUUCCCACGAUAUAACAAAUGAAAUUCUUAGUAUACUUUCAAGAGAAGUCAUUAGAAACAGUAUUAAAAAAAUUAAAGAGAAUACAUUUUAUGCUAUUUUAUUAGACGAAACUAGUGAUAUUACAGUGAAAGAACAAAUUUCAUUUUGUUUAAGAACAGUGGACAAAGAAUCAUUUGAAAUUGAAGAAUAUUUUAUAGGAUUUUAUGAAACACCCAAAACUGAUUCUAAUACUCUUUUCAAUAUUUUAAAAGAUAUUCUGUGUAGAUUAGAAUUGAAUAUUCAUAAUAUUAGAGGACAAUGUUUUGAUGGUGCUAGCAAUGUUUCUGGAGUUCACAAAGGAUUACAAGCUAGAACUAAAGAAAUUGAACCUAGAGCAUUGUUUGUUCAUUGUCAAGCUCAUUCUUUAAAUCUUGUUACCCAAGAUAGUAUGCGAAAUGUAGAAAAAGCCAGAGAUAUACUAAAUUUUAUAAGAGAAUUAAUUACAUUUAUCAAACAAUCACCCAAGAGGCUAUCUUGGUUUAAAAUGUUACAAAUAGAAGAGAACGAGACUGCUCUAAGACCAUUUUGUCCAACCAGGUGGACGUUACGAUAUUCUUCUUUAUUAUCUGUUAUGGAUAACUAUAAUGAACUAAUGACAUUUUUGUCGGAUUUUUCAAAAACAGAAAAGAACGAUGCAGGAUCUAAAGCAAAAGGAUUUUUAAAACAAUUAAAAUCUUCAGAUACUUACAUAAUGCUUAAAAUAAUUUGUACUGCCUCUUCUGAAGUAAUAACAGAAGCACCGCCUGUGAUUUUUCGUUUUGUUUGUUUUUCAAAUGUAGCUUGUUUCAUUGAAUUAAGUAAAAGUAUUUCAAAUGAAUUAUUACUGGAAACAAUUAAAUUUUCAGCACUUAAACAUUCUGUAAUAUCAAUAUUAGUGUAG